Molecule: messenger RNA, 2723 nt
Organism: Sphaeramia orbicularis (orbiculate cardinalfish)
Lineage: Eukaryota; Metazoa; Chordata; Actinopteri; Kurtiformes; Apogonidae
Product: caspase-1-A-like
Exons: 8
Coding region: 140-1312 (390 amino acids)
Biological process (GO): regulation of inflammatory response; proteolysis; regulation of apoptotic process
Cellular component (GO): IPAF inflammasome complex; AIM2 inflammasome complex; NLRP3 inflammasome complex
Molecular function (GO): cysteine-type endopeptidase activity
Source: RefSeq, a predicted model, not a curated record
UAGGACUUCCAGAGAAGUGAGAUAUGCAAAAUGUGUGUGCUAGUCCUUACAUGUUGGAAAAUGAAAGGUAUUUGGAUGUGAAUUACAGAAACUCAAGACUUCACUUGUGGAUGACUCAGAAAGAGGAGGCUUAUGAGCGAUGGCAGCUUCUCAGCUUGCAAAGGUGAGGUCUAAGUUUGUAGAAAAGGUGUCCAAAGAGGUUAUUAAGCAGAUCCUGGAUGAGCUGUUGGAAGACGGUGUUUUAAAUGAGGGAGAAUCAGAGUCAAUCAUAGAGGAGAACAGCAGCAGAGCUGACAAGGCACGCUGCCUCAUUGACAAAGUGAAGAAGAAAGGAGAUGUAGCAAGUACAAAGAUGAUAGUUCAUCUUAAGAGCAAAGACCCUACACUUUACACCACUCUGGGUCUGUCACAUGAGGAACCUGUUCAACAAGCUGCAGAGCCUCUGCAGAAACCAUCCACACUUGCCACCACCUCUCAGGAUAACAUCGAACACAAGAAACUUCAUGGAAACUCAAUUUACCAUGUGUCUAAAGAAUCCAUGUUGAGCCGCGUGGCCCUGUUAAUAUGCAACAAAGAUUUUACAAAUAAGAAACUAAACAGAAAAGGAGCAGAGAAAGAUGUGGUAAACAUGGAACACCUGCUCUCAACUCUUGGAUAUGAGGUGGUGAAACACACAAACCUCACUGGAAAGGGGAUCGAUAGUGCUCUGAUGUCGUUUAGUCAACACUCUAAACUUGCCCACACAGACAGUGUGUUUGUUGUCAUUAUGUCACAUGGGAAACUGGGAGCUGUUUUUGGUGUUGACUACGCUGAGGAAAAACCAGAUGAAUUCCCCAUCAACAACAUUUACAAAUACUUAGGACCAGGAAACUGUCCGGCACUGCUCAACAAACCGAAAAUCAUUGUCAUCCAAGCCUGCAGAGGAGCUGAAGCAGGAGCGGUGCUGGUCAGUGAUUGUGUGCAACCAGAUGUGGUUUCUGAUGACGUGUCACCACCAGAGGAGGAUCAGUCUGCUGCUGAAGAGGGCAUCGAGGAUGAUGCUUUACACUGGGAACAUAAAGAAAAAGACUUCAUCUCCCUUCUCUCCAGCACUCCUGAUACUGUCUCUUAUAGACAAACUGACAGAGGGUCUUUUCUUAUUCAAUAUACAAUGGAGGUGUUUAACUCCAGCUCACGCGAUGAUGACAUUGAGGAACUGUUCAGAAAAGUCAUGCAACGGUUUGAAGACUUUUCUGUUCACAAUAAAAGACAGAUGCCGACCAAAGACAGAUGCACUCUAACAAAGCGAUUCUACCUGUUUCCAGGCCACUGAGGCAGAAUCAACCGACCGACUUUAUCAACUUUCUCAAAAAAAAUUGUAAUAUCAUAGAAAAAGUUCAAGAAUUUUGUCAGUUAUUUUAGAAAAUAGUAUGCAUUCUUGACUUAUCAUAGGUUAACUAAAACAAAGUGGCUAUUGACACUGUGGGACGAAAUAUAGUUUUGUCUAUUACCACAGAGCUAAUCAGUGCCCUUAUAUCAUGUAUAUGCAUAUGAAAAGUACCUAGGCAAUCAGAUAGUAAAUAGGUCAAACAUUUACAGUGGAGAUUUAGCUCACUCAGUGAUGUAUCAGACUGCAACACAGGUUCAAUUCCCAGUUGAAGUAGUACUAAUUUGUCGUUUCUUCCAUUAAUUACCACAGACCUGUGGUAGCAAAAUGCACAAAAGAAUGUAUAUCACCACAGUACUGUAGCAACAAGAGGCAAAUGAGUUCAUGUAACAGUAUCCAUGAUUGGCUCUAGUACAAAUGCUAACAUUUGAUUGGCUCUGUGGCAAUAGACAAACUGAUAUUUCGUGCCACAGUUCUGUGGCAGAGGCCAUUACCCCAUUAAAAUGUUUAACCAAAAGCUGAUUUUAAAAUAUUACAAUAUUUCUUUAUAUAUCAUAUAUCAUCAUAUAUUUCAUUUUGAGUUUGAGUAAAUCAUUAUUUUUGUAGUGUAAAUACCAUGAAUCUCUUAGUUUAAAUCAUGAGGAAGACUACUAACCUGACAGUUUUCCAGACGUCCUUCACAAGGAGGGAAGGCCCCAGAUCACUGCUGAAAGGGCUGGUUAUUCAGAACACUGUAUCAGCAUGUAACCAUGGGGACUGAAAAGGAAAACUUUGAAAGGCAAAUGUGUGCAAGUAACAGGAGUGACUGUUGUCUUAAGGGGAUGGUCAAGAAAAGCUGAUUCAAGACCUUGGAGGAGUUUCACAAACAGUUUACCGAACAUGGAGUAAGUGCAUCAAGAAUCACCACAAACAGGAAAUAGACCAGUGUCGCAGCUGAGUAUUGACACACUCAUGAACUAGAGACAAUAUCAGCAGAGUCUCACCUGGACCAAGGAGAAAAAAACUGGACCACUGCUCUUUGGUCUCAAGUCCUGUUUUCAAAUGAAAGUAAAUUUUGCAUUUCAUUUGGAAAUCAAGGUCCAUUAGUCUGAAUGAAGAACAAAGAGACACAGUGACAUCAAGUCAUCAGGAUGGACAUCAGUGAUUCAAGUCCAGUGUGAAGCCUCCACAGUUAGUGAUAAUUUGGGGUGCUGGGUCAUCUACUGGUGUUGGUCCCAUAAGCCUUUACUGACUACGCUCCUGAGACCCAGGAAAGUAAAAGUUUUGGCUGUUUUUUUGUUUGUUUGUUUUUUACAUUAAAUAACAGUUCUGAUUGGAAACAGCAUAAUGCAAGUUUAGUCAAACACAUUAAAAAAAA